GUAACCUCUACCAUAGUUUAGAAUGGCGCGCUCAUUAAGUAGUGGGGGCUGGUUCGGGUGGUUCAGUUGUUGCUAAUCGAUUAAGUGAAAAUGCAGGGUGGAAAAUACUGUUAGUGGAAGCUGGAGAAGAAGAAAAUUUUUUUACGGAUAUACCUCUUAUGGCUGCAUUUCAAUCAGUAACAAGAUUCAAUUGGGGAUACCGCAGUGAAAGGCUAGAGACCGCUUGUUUAGGACUUAAAUUUAAAAAAUGUAACAUACCACGUGGGAAAGGUGUUGGAGGUACUUCCAUAAUAAAUUUUCUAUUAUAUUCUCGUGGAAACAAGAAGGAUUUCGACGAAUGGGAUAGAUUAGGGAACAAGGGUUGGAACUAUUCUUCUGUACUUCCAUAUUUUAUUAAAUCUGAAAAGUGUUCAAAAGAAAUUGCUGCUGACUUGAAAUAUCGUGGUGCGAAUGGGUUUCUCGAUGUGGAAUAUCCACCAUUUGAAACCGUUUUGGUAAAGAACUUCCUUAAAGCAGGAAAAGAAAUGGGCUAUAAGAUAGGCGAUCCUAAUGGACAGUAUCAUGUCGGAUUUUCAAAAGUUCAAGCAACAAUGCACCAGGGAAGAAGAUGCAGUGUCGCCAAAGCCUACCUUUCUAAUAUAAGAGACCGAUCCAAUUUAAAAAUAUUAAUAAAAACUCAGGUUAAAAAAUUAAUAAUUGAUCCCAUUCAAAAGAAAGUUAUAGGAGUUGAAUUUAUGAACAGUGAUGUUAAAAAUGCGUAUGCCUCUAAAGAGGUAAUAGUAUCGGCUGGUGCUAUUAAUAGUCCCCAUUUGCUUAUGGUCUCAGGAAUAGGUCCUAGAAAAGAUCUGGAACAGGUCAACAUUCCUGUAGUAAACGACCUAAAGGUAGGCUACAACUUACAAGACCAUCUCACAUUUGGGGCUCUUGUGUUUCUGUUAAAUUCAUCCGUAAGUGUAUCUGAUCAAAAUGUUCAAAAUCCAGCUGACAUUCUCAAUUAUGUUCUAUACGGUAAAGGACCAUUUGUUAUUCCUGGAGGUGCUGAAGCACUAGCUUUCUUGAAAACGAAAUAUAGCAUAAAUAAAACUGAUGAUUAUCCUGACAUUGAAUUGGUUUUGGGAGCUGGUGGAUUAAACGGUGAUACUUACGGAAGUCUCAGAAAUUUACUAGGAAUUCCUAAUUCCCUUUACAAUUUUAUGUAUCGCCCCUUCCGUUAUACACCAGGUUUUGGAAUAGCCCCUGUUCUUAUGAGACCCAAAAGUGUGGGGAGAGUUUUAUUGGAUAAUGUUCACCUAUAUGACAAACCUAUUAUUCAGCCAAAUUAUUUGAGUCAUAGGAGCGAUGUGUUAACAAUGGUGGAAGGAAUCAGAAUGUCAGGAGCCUUUGGAGGUUAG
Molecule: messenger RNA, 1391 nt
Organism: Agrilus planipennis (emerald ash borer)
Lineage: Eukaryota; Metazoa; Arthropoda; Insecta; Coleoptera; Buprestidae
Product: glucose dehydrogenase [FAD, quinone]-like
Exons: 3
Coding region: 159-1391 (410 amino acids)
Molecular function (GO): flavin adenine dinucleotide binding; oxidoreductase activity, acting on CH-OH group of donors
Source: RefSeq, a predicted model, not a curated record